GCCCGCGCUGCUCAGAUCGAAGCUGCUCGCGUUGUGAGCGCAUUCCUGUCGCGCCACGGAACGGGAUAUUUCAGCGAGUUUGGGAUUUUAACUAUGAGUAGGACAUGCCAUCCAAGGAUCACUCGAACGUGAGCCCAGGACGAGGAAUCGAGGUGGAUGUUGGAGUGGAUGACUGUUGUGUGAGAAGGCAAGGAAGCAUUGAAUCAAUAAGGCUUGUCCUGCCUUCCUUACUUAUUUGUUGAGUUCGUUUAAAAGUCCCAGAUUGAAGACUGAUAGCGUGGACCACCACAUCUUUCACUUGUGAGGACCAGCGCAAAUAUGUGGCCUCAGCGGGGGCCACGAUGCAUUAUUAGCCCAAGGACUGUAAUGCUCCUUGGGCUGGUGACAAUUUGCAUUUCCCCCCACCUUUCUGGAGGAGCACCGGAGCCAUUUAAGUCCUUCUUGCCCCCUGAAUGGGGUCUGACGCAUUUAGCCAUCCAUAACAAGACGGGAGAUGUUUACGUUGGCGCGGUAAACUGGAUCUACAAGCUCUCUAGCAACUUGACCAAGUUGAAGAGUCAUGAGACGGGUCCGGUAGUGGACAACGAGAAAUGCUACCCACCUCCAAGUGUACAGUUAUGCCCCCAUGACCUUUCCCCAAAUAGUAAUGUGAACAAACUGCUGCUAAUAGACUAUCCCCAAAACAGACUCAUUGCUUGUGGAAGCACCUCGCAAGGCAUCUGUCAGUUUCUGCGCCUGGAUAACCUUUUCAAGCUUGGCGAGCCACAACACCGUAAGGAACACUACCUCUCCAGCGUCGUUGAGUCGGGAACCAUGUCCGGCGUCAUCAUCUCUGAGGGUCAUGUCAGCAAGCUUUUCAUUGGGACGCCCAUCGAUGGGAAAUCGGAGUACUUCCCAACCCUUUCCAGCCGUAAGUUGAUGGCCAACGAAGAGGAUGCUGACAUGUUCAGCUUUGUCCACCAGGACGAGUUUGUCUCGUCGCAGCUGAAGAUCCCCUCGGAUACACUGUCCAAAUUCCCGGCGUUUGACAUCUACUACAUAUACAGCUUCAGCAGUGAGCAGUUUGUCUACUACUUGACCUUGCAGCUGGAUACCCAACUAACCUCUCCUGAUGCCAGCGGGGAACAGUUCUUCACCUCUAAGAUCGUCCGACUCUGCAUCGAUGACCCCAGGUUCUAUUCCUACGUGGAGUUCCCAAUUGGCUGCACCAAAGAUGGCGUAGAGUAUCGACUGAUCCAGGACGCCUACUUGAGCAAACCCGGAAGGCAACUUGCCAACUCUUUGGGAGUUUCUGAGCAAGAGGACAUCUUGUUUACAGUCUUCUCCCAAGGGCAGAAGAACCGAGCCAAACCCCCAAAAGAGUCAGCACUCUGCCUGUUCACGCUAACCAAAAUAAAGGAGAAGAUCAAGGAAAGGAUUCAGUCGUGCUAUAGAGGAGAGGGCAGGCUGUCUUUGCCCUGGCUACUCAACAAGGAGCUACCAUGCAUCAACUCGCCUCUCCAGAUCGAUGAUAACUUCUGCGGGCAGGAUUUUAACCAGCCUCUAGGGGGCACCAGCACCAUCGAGGGCAUUCCCCUCUUCAUCGACAAAGAUGACGGCAUGACUUCAGUCGCUGCGUACGAUUACCGCGGGAACACGGUGGUCUUCGCAGGAACACGCAAUGGACGGAUGAAGAAGAUUCUGAUUAAUUCUGUGAGCCCGUCCCGACCGGCGCUGGUGUACGAGAGCGUCCCGGUGAGCGAGGGCAGUCCGGUGUUACGGGACAUGCUGUUCAGCCCAGACCUCCAGUUCAUCUACACACUCACCGACAAACAGGUUACGCGUGUGCCGGUGGAGAGCUGUUCCCAGUACACGAGCUGCUCCGAGUGUCUGAGCUCCAGAGAUCCCCACUGCGGCUGGUGUGUCCUUCACAACAUAUGUUCUCGCCGUGAUCGCUGUGAACGAGCCGACGAACCCCAGAGAUUCGCUUCUCGAGCCGAUCAGUGUGUGGAGCUGACGGUCCAGCCCAACAACAUCUCCGUCACCAUGGCCGAGGUCCAGCUGGUCCUGGAGGCCCGCAACGUUCCGGAUCUUUCCGCAGGAGUGGAUUGCUCCUUCGAGGAUUACACGGAGACCGAGGCAACAAUACACGGAUCACGGAUCUACUGCCUCUCUCCCACUGCCAAGGAGCUCGUCCCCAUCACACGCCAACACAGAGACACUCAUGUGGUGAAGCUCUACUUGAAGUCCAGGGAAACGGGGCAGACAUUUGCCAGUGUGGAUUUCACCUUCUACAACUGCAGCAUCCACAGAUCGUGCUUGUCCUGUGUGAACGGCUCGUUCCCGUGUCACUGGUGUAAAUACAGACAUAUGUGCACGCAGAACGCCAACGACUGCUCCUUCCAAGAGGGACGGGUGAACAUGUCAGAGGAUUGUCCUCAGAUCCUUCCGUCCACCCCGAUCUACGUCCCCGUGGGCGUCCCGAAGCCGAUCACGCUGUCGGCCCGAAACCUUCCUCAGCCGCAGUCGGGUCAGAGGAACUACGAGUGUGUGUUUCACAUCCAGGGCGAAACACACAGUGUGACGGCGCUGCGCUUCAACAGCUCCAGCAUCCAGUGCCAGAAAACCACUUAUAACUAUGAAGGAAGUGACAUCAGCGAUCUCCCCGUCGAACUGUCUGUGGUGUGGAACGGAAACUUCAUCAUCGACAACCCUCACAACAUGCAAGCGCACCUCUACAAGUGCUUCGCUCUGAGAGAGAGCUGUGGUGUGUGUCUGAAGGCCGAGCCCAGCUUCGACUGUGGCUGGUGUGUGCAGGACCGGAAGUGUUCGCUGCGGCAGGAAUGCGCUCAGCCGGAGAACACGUGGAUGCACGCCAGCGCCGGGAACAGCCGCUGCACACACCCGCGCAUCACCAAGUUGUUUCCUGAGACCGGUCCACGGCAGGGCGGAACCAGACUGACCAUCACCGGGGAGAAUCUGGGCCUUCAGUUUAAAGACAUCCAGAACGGCGUGCGGAUCGGGAAAGUGGCCUGUACGCCCAUCGAGGAGGAAUACAUCAACGCUGAGCAGAUUGUGUGUCGUUUGGCCGAUGCCACAGGUUACCGUGUGCAGGAGGCUCAGGUGGAAGUGUGUGUGCGAGACUGUCUGCCGGAGUACAGGGCCGUGUCUCCUAAAGCCUUCACGUUUGUGUCGCCGUACUUCUCACGUGUGCUGCCGUCGUACGGGCCGAUCUCUGGAGGAACGAGGAUCACGAUCCACGGCAGUCAUCUGAACGCGGGCAGCGCCGUCUCCAUCAAGAUCGGCCUCAACACCUGCCGCUUCCUCAGGCGCAGCGCCCGUGAGAUCGUGUGUGUGACUCCAGCAGGACUGGGUUCAGGCGGGACGCCGGUGAUGGUGGAUAUAAACGCAGCCGAGCUCAGAAACCCUGAGGUGAAGUUCAACUACACGGAGGAUCCCAGCGUCCUGAAGAUCGAGCCCGACUGGAGCAUCGCCAGCGGUGGAACCCCGUUAACCGUCACCGGCACAAACCUCGCCACCGUCAGAGAGCCGGAGAUGAGAGCCAAGUACGGCAGCGUCAGUGCCGUCAACAACUGUACUGUGCUGAACAACACUGUGAUGGUGUGUCUGGUGCCGUCCGUGGCCGGUUCUGAAAGAGGUUUCUCAGAGGUGGGCAGCGGGCCGGAUGAGAUCGGGUUCAUCAUGGAUAACGUUCAGACGCUCCUGGUAGUGAACGAGACCUUCAGUUUCUACCCCGAUCCUGUGUUUGAACCCUUCGGUCCGUCCAUGCAGGAGCUCAAACCCGGUUCUCCUCUCAUACUGAAGGGCAGGAAUCUGAUUCCUUCGGCUGCUGGCAACCACAGGCUGAACUACACCGUCCUGCUCAGCGACAAGCCGUGUGUGUUGACCGUCUCAGAGACGCAGCUGCUGUGUGAAUGGCCAGAUCUCACCGGCCAGCAUAAAGUGACCAUCCUGGCCGGAGGUUUCCGCUACUCUCCGGGAACCCUGCAGAUCUACUCUGACAGCUUGCUGACUCUUCCCGCCAUCAUCGGGAUCGGGGGAGGAGGAGGCCUUCUUCUGCUCGUCAUCAUCAUCAUCCUCAUCGCCUACAAGCGCAAAUCCCGCGACGCGGAUCGAACGCUCAAGCGGCUGCAGCUGCAGAUGCACAACCUGGAGUCCAGAGUCGCCCUGGAGUGCAAAGAGGCGUUUGCCGAGCUGCAGACCGAUAUCCAUGAGUUGACUCAGGAUCUGGACGGAGCUGGAAUACCGUUCCUGGAUUACCGCACGUAUGCCAUGAGAGUGCUUUUCCCAGGAAUAGAGGACCAUCCGGUGCUGAAGGAGAUGGAGGUGCCGGCGAACGUGGAGAAGUCUUUGACUCUGUUCGGGCAGCUCUUGAAUAAGAAGCACUUUCUGCUGACGUUCAUCCGUACGCUAGAGGCUCAGCGCUCGUUCUCCAUGCGGGACCGAGGGAACGUGGCUUCUCUCAUCAUGAGCGCCCUGCAGGGAGAGAUGGAGUACGCCACCGGUGUCCUGAAACAACUGCUGUCCGACCUCAUCGACAAGAACCUGGAGAGCAAGAACCACCCCAAACUCUUGCUCAGAAGGACUGAAUCUGUGGCUGAGAAGAUGCUAACAAACUGGUUUACUUUCCUCCUCUUCAAGUUUCUUAAGGAGUGUGCCGGCGAGCCUCUCUUCAUGCUGUAUUGUGCUAUAAAGCAGCAGAUGGAGAAGGGUCCCAUCGACGCCAUCACCGGAGAGGCCAGAUACUCCCUCAGCGAGGACAAACUCAUCCGACAGCAGAUCGACUACAAAACACUGACGCUGCACUGCAUUAACCCAGAGGACGAGAACGGCGUGGAGGUCACCGUUAAAUGCCUGAACUGCGACACCAUCACACAGGUCAAAGAGAAACUGCUGGACGCCGUGUUUAAAGGCACUCCGUACUCGCAGCGGCCGAAAGUCGGAGACAUGGACCUCGAGUGGCGGCAGGGUCGCAUGGCUCGCAUCAUUCUCCAGGACGAGGACGUCACCACUAAGAUCGACAACGACUGGAAGCGUCUCAACACACUGGCACACUAUCAGGUAACAGAUGGGUCAGCGAUCGCAUUGGUCCCCAAGCAGAACUCCGCCUACAACAUCUCCAACUCCUCGACGUUCACCAAAUCCCUCAGCAGAUAUGAGAGCAUGCUGAGAACCGCCAGCAGUCCCGACAGCCUUCGCUCGCGGACGCCCAUGAUCACACCUGACCUGGAGAGCGGGACCAAACUCUGGCACCUGGUGAAGAACCACGACCACAUGGACCAGAGGGAGGGCGACCGCGGCAGCAAGAUGGUGUCCGAGAUCUACCUGACGCGCCUGCUGGCCACCAAGGGGACACUGCAGAAGUUUGUAGAUGACCUGUUUGAGACCAUCUUCAGCACAGCUCACCGGGGCAGCGCUCUUCCUCUGGCCAUCAAAUACAUGUUCGACUUCCUGGACGAGCAGGCCGACAGGCACGUGAUCUCAGACCCGGACGUCCGGCACACGUGGAAGAGCAACUGUUUGCCGUUGAGGUUCUGGGUGAACGUGAUCAAGAACCCUCAGUUUGUGUUCGACAUCCACAAGAACAGCAUUACGGACGCGUGUCUGUCUGUGGUGGCUCAGACCUUCAUGGACUCCUGCUCCACAUCCGAGCACAAGCUGGGCAAAGACUCGCCAUCCAACAAGCUUCUCUACGCCAAAGACAUCCCCAACUACAAGAACUGGGUGGAGAGGUAUUACUCGGAUAUCUCGCGGAUGCCUGCGAUCAGUGAUCAGGAUAUGAGUGCGUAUCUGGCUGAACAGUCUCGUCUGCACUUAAGUCAGUUCAACAGCAUGAGCGCGCUGCACGAAAUCUUCUCCUACAUCACCAAAUACAAGGACGAGAUCCUGUCAGCGCUGGAGAGAGACGAACAGUCCCGUCGGCAGAGACUGAGGUCGAAACUGGAGCAGGUGAUCGACACCAUGGCUCUCUCCAGCUGAUCAGCUGUGGUGUCGACGUUUGCGUUGUUUUUGGAUGAUUUGUUGUCGAGUGCGGUGGACGUUUUCACACAACACGGACAAAGACGCUCUUUCCUGUUUUGAAGAGACACCGAGGACGUUUGGGACCUCCAGUGAAGUCACGUGACUGUGUCACGAGCCAAUGAUCGCGGCGGAUCAAAGGACACCGAUUGCGUGUUUACGAUGUUUUAUUAAUUUGUACAAAUGUUUUCGACUGGCCCUCUCCGCUCUCUUCGCCACUUGUGUUUCUGCUGAAUUUGCACAGCGAGCAGCCGCCUCCAUCUCUCAAGAACACUCAGUGUCGACGGAGGGGACUUUGACUUUACGCAAUGACAAAUGGAAGGAAAAGAAAAAAAUGACAAAAAUAUGAAUAAAAAUCUUGUCUUGUGCCAUGUUUUAUUUGAAUGUUGUUUAAUGCUGAAAUGGUUUGUGAAGUAGGAAUGUGUUCUAAUGAAAAUAGUGACGACAGAGGAGAUGAUUCUUCCAAAAAAUGUUUUAUUUUGACUGAACUGCGAAGCUUUAAGGACUAUUUCAUCUUGAUUUCAGACUCGACUCUUCAUACGCGUGCGCUCCGAUCCGACAAAUCCCUACGUUUACUGAGCCUGAGCUCAAAGAAACGAGUGGAGAGGAGGCCGAGCGAGUGGUUUCAGAUCCACGAGUCGGUGAAUCGAUACUGAGGAAGGAGACGCUCGUUCAUCAGAACAGAGAAACGGCCUUUUGUCUUUUAACGAGACGGACCUGAUUUGGACUGAUCAGUCGCUGUGGAUUAAGAGGACAUCGAAUCAUUUGUUUCCUCUUGAACCCGAGAUCCAUCAUGCAUGAGCCGAUGUUUCAGUGUUUAUCGCUUCAUAACGCAUUAAAGUGGGACGAGCCGGUAUGACACGGAGAGAAAGAUCCUCAGUAUCAGAGCUAGUUUCUCUAUUUUUCGACGAGUCUCCUCUGAAGGUUUUUUUGACCUGUUUCUCGUAUCAUCUUCAACUUGAAGACCCCGUGAGGUCAACAUCUAUUCGGUUUGAGUGCGUUACGGUAUAUGAUAACGGACUCCUGAAAAAUGGCCAAAUUAAAGAGGUUUAGCAUUUAAAUUAGCAGGAAAUUAGACUGAAAAUAUUGGUGAUUUUGCCGUUUUUCCUGUCUAAAAGUAAUGAGACGAAUGUUUUGAGAAGUGUGUCAGCUGCUCUCUCACCACAAUAUCAGUCUAAAAGUCUUUUCACACCAAGAACGAUAACUGUAUUGGCAUCUACACCAAUGGACAUAGAUAGCAUUGUUUAUUCCAAUCAUGCACUUCUGAAAUAAAAUCUUUAAAUAGGCCGGAUUUUGAUUGGCUGUCAAUGUUUUCGUUCAUUCAAGUGAUUCCAAUUAUGUGUUUCCUCAUCAUUCUUGGAGUGAACAAACCUCAACCGGUUUAUUUUAACGGUUGUGACUAGAUUAGACUGAUAGUGAUGUCAUUAUCAGUGACGUCAUGCAUUUUUCCCGUCUUCAUUUUAACCCUGAAGAUUAAACUUUGACUUGGUUUGCUUUGACUGACGUGAAUCUGUCGUUCAGUGAGCUUGUUCACACACACACUCACGGUUGGUUGUGUUAGGAGUGUAAAUGCAGUGUACCUUCUUCUGAUCAGUCGGGUUUGACUUCACGUGCUUUAAACGGUUUGUCGUUUCUUGACGGAGAACUGGUUUGCUGAUGAUCUGGACGUUGCGCUUCUUCCCAGGGACUUUCAAUGUUUACACCUGAAUGUCAAAUCACAUGUACAAAAAAAAGAGUCACAUUGUGUUUUAAUUUAUUUAUAUUUUGAUCCUGUGUUUCUUAAAUGUCUAAACUGGUGCUUCUCAAGUGUUCUCUGCUCUUCUCUUAUGUGUUCCUGUAAUGGCUUCUCCACUUCUCAUGAAUCUGCUCUUUAACUCGAGAUCUCCAUGAAAACAUGCAAUAAUAUUGCAGCACAGAAACUCGAACCUCAUCCCUCCUUUGCGUCAUUUCUUUCCUGUAAUUUCUGAACAGUAUUGAAGUAUCUUUCCUUCAGACCUGAACACAAUGCAGAGAUGAAGCGAGAUGGAUUGUGUUGUUGGUGAAGCUGAAAUAAUGAAUAAUUCUGAUUCUGUCACUGGUAUCUAUUCAUGUGUAAAUAUUUGUUUUUUAUUUUGCAGAUUUACUACUUGUAAAUAAACUGGCAUCAAGGAGAGAUUAAACAUGUUUUUGCUAAAACUC
Pimephales promelas (fathead minnow) is the source of this 8196-nucleotide messenger RNA. It is a transcript of the gene plxna1b, whose product is annotated as plexin A1b. Gene Ontology annotation, biological process: regulation of cell migration; semaphorin-plexin signaling pathway. NCBI's taxonomy places the organism in Eukaryota, Metazoa, Chordata, Actinopteri, Cypriniformes, Leuciscidae. Gene Ontology annotation, molecular function: semaphorin receptor activity; protein binding. Gene Ontology annotation, cellular component: semaphorin receptor complex; plasma membrane. The record is from RefSeq and is a predicted model, not a curated record.